AAUAACGACGUAAAAGCUGGCACGGUCCGCGGUCUGCAGGGUAGCUGUAGAUUAUGAAACCUUGCAACAGUGUAUGAAAUCACAUGCACAUUCUCGUGUGUCUCAUUUACAGAACAGAAGAAAAUAGCACCUUGCUAUGGUUGACUAAAGGCGGAGAUGUCUGACACAGAACUUCAAGCAGAUGAAUUAUUAGCACUGACAAGUAUCUAUGAUGAUGCUAUCUUAUCCGUCUCCCAGGAUGGUGAUCAUGAAGAUAUUGGCGGGCAGUUUCUGUCAAGUGUUCAUCUGCCCGACACAACCAUCAAGAUUGUAAGCCGAAGUGAAAAAGGAGGAAACAAGGAUGCUAAGAUUAUAGAGGAUGUCCAUGAGGUGAAGUUCCUUCCGCCAGUAGUACUGAACUUCCAACUUCCUGCUGACUACCCGUCCUGUAGCCCUCCACAGUUCACACUGUCCUGCAAGUGGCUCAACAGAAAACAGUUGACUGCCCUUUGCCACAAGCUGGAUGCUAUCUGGGAGGAAAACAAAGGAAAUGAAAUUUUGUUCAUGUGGACCAGCUUUAUGGCAGAGGAGACUUUAGAAUUUCUAGGGUUAGAGUCCACUAUAGAUCUGACUAAUGCCUUUGAUAGCAGGAAAGGUUCUGACACAGAGCCAAGGGCUAUACAGGAUAUUGGUUCCAAGGAUCGACUUAUCCCAACUGUUUUGGAAUAUGACAAGCAGGAGAAGCAACACCAGUUUGAGAAGACAAUGUUCCAGUGUAAAGUCUGCUUCUUGGACAAACAGGGAUCUUCUUGUAUAAAAUUUCUAGACUGUGACCAUGUAUAUUGUAAGGACUGUAUGAGGGACUAUUUCACAGUUCAGAUUGCUGAGGGAAAUGUAACGGCCCUGAGCUGUCCUGAUGACAAGUGUGAAUCACAGGCUCAUCCCUCUCAGGUGAAGGCCCUGGUCAGUAAGGAGCUAUUUGACAAGUAUGAGAAACUCUUGCUCCAGACUAGUCUUGAUAUGAUGGUGGAUAUCAUGUACUGCCCACGGCCUGCAUGUCAGUAUCCUGUUAUGCUGGACAGAGAAAGCAACAUGGGGUCCUGUCCAUCAUGUAGCUAUGCUUUUUGUACACUUUGCAAACUGGUCUUUCAUGGAAAGUCUCCAUGUCGAGUUAAAGCUGAUGGUUUCAAAAAGCUGCGAGAGGAGUACCAGAAUGCUGAUGAGGAGAAAAAGAAGUUCCUAGAGAAGAAGUAUGGGAAAAAGACAAUAGAACAGGCCUUGGAGGAAGCCUUCACGAAUGAGUGGAUGGAGAGCUUUGCCAAGCAAUGUCCAGGGUGUGGAGCACAAAUACAGAAAAUGGAUGGUUGUAACAAGAUGACGUGUAUGAAGUGCCGUUCCUAUUUCUGCUGGCUGUGUAUGGCUGAGCUCUCCCGCAACAACCCAUACAAACACUUCAGCCAGCCUGGCAGUGACUGUAAUAAUCGCCUGUUUGAGGGUAUGGAAGAAGAUGAUGAUGAUGAGGAUUUUGAUUAUGAUUUCUUUUUCUGAUGUUUUAUGUUUGAUUCAAAGUACGAGUGUGAUCUGCCUGUGUGAUUGUUAUCUUAAUUUUUAAUUAUUUUUUUAAUCAGUGUCUUUGUUGAAGAGAAUGCUACACAGAAUUUAUGAUUAUAUUCUGAAAAAACCUAUACAUACUACUUAUAAACUAUUAUUUUGCUGAUCAUUGAUUGAUCUAUUGCCAAAAGUAAACCGAGGACAAAGUGCAUGAAAGUACUAAGUCCAUAGUCUACAGUCCAAGUUUACGUGUGACAUAAUUAUUUGAGGAUUAAAAUGUAUAUAAAUGAUCCAGUCUAAGGUCAAAUUCAUGUACAGUGUAGUUACCUCUGAGGUCAUAGUUUGUGUGAAUUCCAUGACUGUGUUGUCUUGUGUGCAUUGUAACUACUCCAGAAACGUUGCCAUUACUCAUUACCCAGUUUGUUUUCCAUUUAUGGUGUUGCUCAGCAUUCUGUAUUUUGUGUCUGUUUGAUUGCAUCUUCAAUUUUAUAAGAUGCCUUAUUUAUUUUGUUGUUAAAGUUUGACACUUCGCUCAAGUGAUGAUUUACAAUUUAAAAUGAAGUUAAAUUUCUAAGUGUCAGUGUGCUGUGUAAAAUAGCAGCAUAGAAAUUAGUUUUAGAAUGAGAUGCUUCAUUAUAUUUAUUAGUCUACUGUCUGUGAUGAUUUUGAAAGUACCUUUGACAAAGUUAAAUGGUACCAAUUCAACUUGUAAAUACACAUGUUUUAUCUUUCUUUCUCCUUUAAAAGGUUUUUUUUCACUAUGAUGAAGGAGUUGAAGCAAGAUUAAAAAUGUUUCUUUUCUCUCAUUCUUGUUAUCAGCAUCCAAACAUCAUCAUCAAGAAGUUGCAAUUAGCAAAUGUUUUAGAAAAAGAGCUACAAUAAAAAUUCGGACAAACAGUAAGAUUCAGAUUAUUUGGAUCGAAAAUAUGAGUAGAUAUAUGAAUAGAGACAAGCAAUGCUGAUAUAUAUUUUAUGUGAAUUAUCAUUUAGGUAGACAAUACACUGUCAGGGGCAGUAACUCUGUUUGCUUUGUUGUCUCCUCAGAUGUGUUCUGUUUUAUCUGGAAAUAUUAACGUUAAUCAUAUAAAGAAGAGUUAUGCUUCUUCUUAAGGUUUAAAGUUGCUUUUUGUUGGAAACAGAAUUUAUUAUAUAUAAUAUAUAUAUCUAAAUGAUUUUCAGCUUAAAAUAGUUACAUAAGUGUCAUUGUAAUGAAAUUUUAAAAACUUGAAAUGGAAACAGUAUUCACUAUUUUCU
Pecten maximus is the source of this 2784-nucleotide messenger RNA. RefSeq names its product E3 ubiquitin-protein ligase RNF14-like. Lineage: Eukaryota; Metazoa; Mollusca; Bivalvia; Pectinida; Pectinidae. Gene Ontology annotation, molecular function: ubiquitin protein ligase activity; zinc ion binding; ubiquitin conjugating enzyme binding. Gene Ontology annotation, cellular component: cytoplasm; ubiquitin ligase complex. Gene Ontology annotation, biological process: protein polyubiquitination; ubiquitin-dependent protein catabolic process; positive regulation of proteasomal ubiquitin-dependent protein catabolic process. Bases 157 to 1527 code for a protein of 456 amino acids. The record is from RefSeq and is a predicted model, not a curated record. The transcript is spliced from 7 exons.